CAAAGGGUCUAGAACCCUCUCCAAGUCUCCCCGCCGUACUUUUAUCUACGAAGUAUGGUCAAACCCAGCUCUAAAGAAUUGAACCAUUUAUAGUGGUGCCACUGUUUGGCAAAAACACCACGCUUGCAGCACACCUAACACCUCCCCUUUCCUGUCCCAUGCCUUGUGACGCCCGCCAAUUUAUCACUGACGAAUGCUUGUCCUGCCGAACCAUCCACCAAUUCAUCCCGUCCAUCCAUCUCGAACAGGCUAUCCCCCAACCGCUCAGGGCAGGCUGCUCCACUCAUCACCACCUUCAACAGCAUCUUCCCAUUCUCGUCGGCCCCAUCAGGCGGCAUUGACGUCACUACCAGCUGCUGGUUCGACAAGACCUCAAGUCGUGACCCUGAAAGCUGAGGAAGCGUUGCCAAAGUCGUACGGAGACGAGGGGUAGCAGUGCAGCGCUCUGGGGUAGUAGAAACUAGAGGCACAUUGGCAUCACCUGCUGCUUAUAUCACUUCCUGGUAAGUGAUUGACACGUUCUCUUGGUCUCUUGAUACUGUCAUGCAUAUAUAUCUCCAAGUCUGGAGAGAUCAUCCUCGGCCCAGAGUCCCUGUAUUACGUCCUCAUCAGAACAUGAAAUGGUCCUCCCAGUUCUCUGAUUCUCGUCCGCUUUUUGACACCAUCUGCUACAACAUCAUCUUUCACAUUUCUUCCAAGCAGAGCAUAUAAGGGAACUCGAACUAGCAACUAGUAUUAACACUGUUCGUAAUGGAAACACAGGUUCAAACAACAACCCAUCAGCACGACCCUUGGGCUGCCACCCAUCAGGUCAUUCUUCAAUCAGCCACCAUGGAUCCUAAGCAACGUUUCUAUAACCAUUUCCUGGAUAGUGUCACAGUACUCGAAGACCUGAUCGACGAGCUACCAUCCAUUGCAAGUGUCGGUGGUGAGCGCCAGGAGGCCAUUGACCACAUUCUAGCCAGUGUCGCCAAGCUACAAAACGAAGUGUCAGAUGCUGCCGAUUACACACCUUCUUAUGAUAGAAAACAGUACUCCGAGACCAUUAAGACUCUCCAGGACAAAUUGAACGCGACAAUCACCAAAAUCACACCAAAGUCAAAAUUUCAGUUUCGUCGUAAGACCGACCACGUUGAUAUGGGCGCUCCUGAGAACGACCCUCGACUUAGCCCUGGAAGCCAUUCUCGGGCCAAGCAUGAUUCGUCCAUUGCAUCUACCAUCGUCAGUCCUCCUUCGGCGGUAAAGGAAGACACUCUCAGCGAAUUACCUCCCAAGGAUGCAUACAAAAAUUACAAUGAAGAGAUGGCUCGACCUAGCGCAUCUUCCCUUCGUAAGCCCAGCUUCUCGGCUGCCAAGAAUAUUAGCAUUUCGAAUCAUUCAGGGCUACACAUUAUUCUACCGUCUUCAGCGUCCCGUGCCACCUCUUCGGGCAGCCUCACUGAUCUCAAGAAUUGUAUCAUCGACAUGUCUAUUCCGACAUCCUCGGGCUCAGCUUUCCCUGGCCUCGCUAUUAAGAACGUGUCCAAGAGUCUUAUCGUCGGGGGUCGUGUCAGCGGCGCAGUCCAUAUCACAGGAGUGUCUGACAGCACUAUAGUUGUUGUAGCCAGGCAAGUACGGAUUCAUGAGUGCAGUAAUGUGGACAUCUACCUGCAUUGUGGCAGCCAUCCUAUCAUUGAGGACUGCUCAGGAAUGCGAUUUGCACCUCUGCCGAAGCCCUAUGUAAGAGGUAAUCUUAGUAUACGAAUAGCUAUACUAACAGGCGCAUAGAUGACUGACGCUGAGGAGCCUGAAGAAAACCAGUGGGAUCAGGUCGAUGACUUUAAGUGGCUCAAGGCUGGUCACAGUCCUAACUGGACCACUCUGUCCGAAAACGAAAGGCUCAGUGAUGACCAUUGGAGAUCUGUCGUCCCUGGCCAGCCUGGUGUCAGUGUAGAGGAGUCCUUGAAAAAGCUGGGUAUUCCACGGAGGUGAUGACCAUGAUGAACAGUUAAGGCAUGAAAUUCAUACCCAGCCACGGGCUUCGUAUCUACAGAUUAGGUAGAACGCAACGCGCAAUCAUAAAUCCUUUUAUUUAAUGCGAAACCCCAAACACCCUGCUGAUAAAACAAGGUAACAACCUUGCUAAAAGUGAUACUCUAAUUCCAAAAAUCAUACGUGGCCC
Messenger RNA from Fusarium verticillioides 7600, 2161 nucleotides. RefSeq lists its product as hypothetical. The record is from RefSeq and is a predicted model, not a curated record. Bases 751 to 1767 code for a protein of 338 amino acids. The transcript is spliced from 3 exons. Gene Ontology annotation, biological process: tubulin complex assembly; post-chaperonin tubulin folding pathway. NCBI's taxonomy places the organism in Eukaryota, Fungi, Ascomycota, Sordariomycetes, Hypocreales, Nectriaceae. Gene Ontology annotation, cellular component: cytoplasm. Gene Ontology annotation, molecular function: tubulin binding.